This is a messenger RNA of Salvia splendens (bonfire salvia), 2672 nucleotides long. Its product is annotated as NADPH--cytochrome P450 reductase. Gene Ontology annotation, cellular component: cytosol. NCBI's taxonomy places the organism in Eukaryota, Viridiplantae, Streptophyta, Magnoliopsida, Lamiales, Lamiaceae. Gene Ontology annotation, molecular function: flavin adenine dinucleotide binding; NADPH-hemoprotein reductase activity; FMN binding. The transcript is spliced from 18 exons. The record is from RefSeq and is a predicted model, not a curated record. The coding region runs from base 251 to 2296 and encodes 681 amino acids.
GAAAAACAGAAUACGGCAUCGUAUUUGAGGCUGAUGCGUUGGAUUCAAUGCCAGAGAAUUCAAGCACCUCUCAUUCUAUCUGUGGAAAUCAGAGUCCCUCCCGACGUAUUAUCUCUCCAAAAUCGUCUAAACCGAGAGACUCUCUCAACUCCUAAUUAGAGAGAGAGAGAGGAAGAUUUUUUAAUUCUUUGAUUUUCUAAUUUGAUUGCAUUUGUUUUAGUUAAUUACGGAAAUAUAGUUCGAGAAAAUCAUGUCGCCGCUUGAUUUCGUAGCGGCGAUCUUAAAUGGCGAUACUCAGGGUGUGGCCGCGAUGGUGCUCACUACUUCCGUCGCCGUGCUCAUAGGCUGCAUCGUGGUGCUGGCCUGGCGCCGCACCGCCGGGAAGAAGCCGCCGCCGCCGCCUAAGCUGGUCGUGCCCAAGGCCGCGGCGGAGCCGGAGGAAGCAGACGACGGCAAGACCAAAGUUUCCGUCUUCUUCGGCACACAGACUGGCACGGCUGAAGGUUUUGCAAAGGCAUUUGCGGAGGAAGCCAAAGCUAGAUAUCCACAGGCAAAGUUUAAAGUUAUUGACUUGGAUGAUUACGCUGCCGAUGACGACGAGUACGAGGAUAAGUUGAAGAAGGAGAGUUUAGCAUUCUUCUUCCUCGCUUCAUACGGAGAUGGUGAGCCUACUGACAAUGCCGCGAGGUUUUACAAAUGGUUUACUGAGUUAAAAGAUAGGGAGGACUGGCUUAAGAAUCUUCAGUAUGGAGUGUUUGGUCUUGGGAAUAGACAAUACGAACAUUUCAACAAGAUUGCAAUAGUGGUAGAUGACCUUAUCACCGAGCAAGGAGGAAAGAAGCUUGUCCCAGUAGGCCUUGGAGAUGAUGAUCAAUGCAUAGAAGAUGACUUUACUGCAUGGCGUGAAUUAGUGUGGCCUGAGUUGGAUAAACUGCUCCGCAAUGAGGAUGAUGCAACGGUUUCCACUCCAUACACCGCUGUGGUUUUGCAGUAUCGUGUUGUGCUCCAUGACCAACCAGAUGAAUCAAUUACGGACAAUGGCUCACCAAAUGGUUAUGCAAAUGGUAACACUGUUUAUGAUGCUCAACAUCCCUGCAGGGCAAAUGUUGCUGUAAAGAAAGAGCUCCAUACUCCCUUAUCAGAUCGUUCUUGCACUCAUUUGGAGUUUGACAUAUCAGGCACAGGACUUGUUUAUGAAACAGGGGACCAUGUUGGUGUCUACUGUGAGAAUUUGCUUGAGAAUGUCGAGGAAGCAGAAAAAUUACUAAACCUGUCUCCACAAACAUAUUUUUCAGUUCAUACCGAUAACGAGGAUGGCACUCCACUCAGUGGAAGCUCCUUGCCACCUCCAUUCCGCCCUUGCACUUUGCGAACAGCGCUAACCAAAUAUGCAGAUCUUAUGAGCAUGCCCAAAAAGUCUGUGCUGAUUGCAUUAGCAGAAUAUGCUUCCGACCAAAGUGAAGCUGAUCGGCUCCGGUAUCUUGCAUCUCCCGAUGGAAAGGAGGAAUAUGCACAGUAUGUAGUUGCAAGUCAGAGAAGCCUACUUGAGGUCAUGUCCGAAUUCCAGUCCGCCAAGCCUCCUCUAGGUGUUUUCUUUGCAGCAGUUGCUCCUCGCCUGCAGCCCAGAUUUUAUUCGAUCUCAUCCUCCCCGAAAAUUGCACCAACCAGAGUUCAUGUGACUUGUGCUCUGGUUUACGACAAAACACCAACAGGACGAAUCCACAAGGGUAUAUGCUCUACAUGGAUUAAGAAUGCUGUGCCUUUGGAGGAAAGCAGUGAUUGCAGUUGGGCACCAAUCUUUAUUCGAACCUCUAACUUCAAACCCCCUGCUGAUCCUAAGCUACCGAUAAUAAUGGUCGGCCCCGGUACCGGCUUGGCUCCAUUUAGGGGUUUCCUUCAGGAAAGGUUAGCUCUGAAGGAAUCUGGAGCUGAGCUUGGUCCUGCAAUUUUAUAUUUUGGUUGUAGGAACCGUAAACUGGAUUUUAUUUAUGAAGAUGAGCUGAACAGCUUUGUCAAAGCUGGAGUGAUUUCUGAGCUCAUAGUUGCAUUUUCACGAGAGGGACCCACCAAGGAAUACGUACAGCACAAAAUGUCUCAAAGGGCUUCAGACGUGUGGAAAAUGAUCUCCGAUGAAGGCUAUGUAUACGUCUGUGGUGAUGCCAAGGGAAUGGCACGUGAUGUACACCGAACUCUCCACACAAUUGCACAAGAACAGGGUUCUCUGAGCAGCUCUGAAGCUGAGGGCAUGGUUAAAAAUCUGCAAACGACAGGAAGGUACUUGCGCGAUGUCUGGUGAUGAGCCCCUCGUCGCGAAUGUGUUGACUCGGGUAGGGAAAAAGGUCUUCAUUACAGAAUUGCUAAUUUCUCAAGUAUAAAGGGAGGUAAUCUGCACAGACAAAUCCUUGCCUUCAGAAGAUUGUUUCUACAAAUUUUGUUUUCGUAUGUUCUUUUGUUUCUAUUUUUGCCUCUUUAACGAUUUUUGUUUUGUUUCGUAUAACUAGUAGCUAUAGAGUACAGCUGUAUGAUAUGCGAUUAAUGUCGACUCGAUGUUAGAUAUAGUAACUCUUGGUGAGCCACCAAGAUGGCUGAGGCCAAGGUUUUCUUUUUAAUCUUCAUUCAUGUAUUAUUGUCAUUUAUUUUUGGGUUAAAAUGUUAUCUUCAUUUUUCUUUUC